Messenger RNA from Alosa alosa (allis shad), 2114 nucleotides. Its product is annotated as zinc finger protein 235-like. Gene Ontology annotation, molecular function: DNA-binding transcription factor activity; RNA polymerase II cis-regulatory region sequence-specific DNA binding. Lineage: Eukaryota; Metazoa; Chordata; Actinopteri; Clupeiformes; Clupeidae. The record is from RefSeq and is a predicted model, not a curated record. Gene Ontology annotation, biological process: regulation of transcription by RNA polymerase II. The transcript is spliced from 4 exons. Bases 811 to 1794 code for a protein of 327 amino acids.
UUGAUAUCAUUAAUGUUGCGGUAGCGUUUGUUUCAGUGAUAUGAUUUUUUUUUUUUUUAAAUGCUUUGAUCUCUCCGCUUUACAUGCUGUAUGCACACUGACUGGACACAACGAAGACCGUUGUAGAGAUCUAGUGCUGGUCUCCAGCGCUAAAUGCAGGGCAGUAAUUUUGCUUCAUGGCCUUUGACUGCAGACAUUGGUGAUGGCCUAAAAGCAGAAUUAUCCACCAUAUUUCCUACACAGAUCUGCACAUUCCCCGAGAGCAGCAAAUGUUCAAAACGACCAGAAAGGGGAUAAAAUGUGCACAAAUAUGAAAGGCUAUAAACAUAACACUACAAUGUAAUAACCUAGCACAGGGACUGGAUUCUGGCAUUGCAACCUGCUGAACACUUAAUGUAGCCACAAUGUUAUAUUUUUAAAAUCAUAAAUCAUCUCUUGUCCUGUGUCAUUAUGCUCAAAGCAGACACAAUAAGAUUCAGUGCAGUAGUUUGGCCCUUUGUCUUGUUUGUGUAGUUGCUUGUUUGUUUGUUUCAGUGCAAAGAUUGAAACACUGCAUCCCAGUUCUUGUUGAAGAAGCAGCUAGAGAGAAGCAGAGUCUGUCCAGACACUGACUCAGACUGAGUUCCAUCAGCUAACACGUGGAGGCCCUUCAGAAGAGACAAGAGGAAAACAAACUCACAGAGUCUCAGAGCUCUUUGGGACGAGAUUCAUUGUGCAGAGGAACAGCUAUUCACUGCGACACAGACAGAAUCAAGACAUUUUUUUUCCAGAGCCUGCAAGCUGUCUGCUCCAACACUCCAACUGAGCAUCAUGGAACGUGUGGACAGACGCACCCGGUUCCUCUCCCGUAUCUCGGAAGCCAAACCCGCCGAUCCUUCAGGCUCAGUCAGUAACACUGACAAGUCCCCACAGAUGAGAAUGGUGUCAGUCCGGCUGGAGGACUGUAGCCACAAACUGGGACCAAACGGAGUUUUUAUUGUGCAAGGGCCGGUGCAUCAUGCUGGGGUUGAGGACAGUGAUGAAGACGAUGAUGAUGAUGGAGAUGGAAGAGAUAGCGAUUACAUCCCUGACAGUAAACGCCUCCAGUAUUGCUCUAGAGGGCGAGGUCGUGGCUCCUCCUCUGGGAAACGAACACACAAAGACCAGGGGACGUCGGCGAGCACAAGAAACUAUUCCUGCAACCGGUGCCGCAAGACAUUUUCUCAACUGAACCAUCUCAAACUGCACGAGAGGACGCACACAAAGAGGGCGUUCAUCAAAAGUCCGCGUGAAUCUGGCGGAAAAGGCAAGACCAAGUCGACCCCAAGCACGCCCUAUUCCUGUGAUCUGUGCAGUAAGACGUACUCUCAACUCAAUCACCUCAAACUGCACCAGAGAACACACAAAGGAGGACAAGAGAAGGAAAAGAGGAAGCCAAGUCAGACCCAGUCUAAUAAGUGUGACCUGUGCGGGAAGGUGUUUUCAAGCCAAGCCUACAUCAGCAUUCACAAGCGAAUACACACGGGCGAGAAGCGCUACAGCUGCAGUGUUUGCGGAAAAGCCUUCACCCAAGCUAGCGCUCGCACGGUACACCAGAGGAAGCACGACAAAGAGAGUUCCUCUUUGGCUGACGUUCGUCCCCAGCAGGGCCGCCAGAAGCGCUCAAAGCAGACUGUGGGGGGUGAUGACCAGCAAGCGCAGAGUGCAGAGAGUCUCGAAACUCCAAAGGACGCAGAAACACGUGGACGUGUUGAAAAUGGAGAAGAGUGCUCCCUGGACAAUGCCGUCCCUCAACAAGAGGAUGUUGCACAGUAACAGUUUCAAGAUUAUUAUUAUUAUUAUUAUUAUUAUUAUUAUUAUUAUUAUUAUUGUAUGUUUUCAUAGAACGUUAUUAUGUACACACAUUAUGUGUUCAAGGAAAGUGUCCUAUUAUGUUAUGUUAUUGGCAGGCUUUUUACCAUGCGAAGAUAUUCAUACAUUCAUACAAUUGUACACAUACAUACAUGUAAGUGGUAUUUGGUCCAAGAGAACAAGUACACCAGUCUUAGCAAACUUAUUUAAUGUAUAGUGUAACUAAAGUCCUGUUAGUUUGUGAUGUGUUGGUGUUAAAAUAAAACAUUUUAAAUUAAUCAUCA